This is a messenger RNA of Thalassophryne amazonica, 4203 nucleotides long. Its product is annotated as interferon-induced very large GTPase 1-like. Gene Ontology annotation, molecular function: GTP binding. The record is from RefSeq and is a predicted model, not a curated record. NCBI's taxonomy places the organism in Eukaryota, Metazoa, Chordata, Actinopteri, Batrachoidiformes, Batrachoididae.
ACAGCAACAACAACGAAAACGUGAGAAUUGUUGCUCUUUCAACAGUGAAGGAUGAUGGACUAAACGUGACUCAUGACAAAAGCAGCAGUGAAAUUAGUGAGCAAUCAAUGGAGGAGAGACACAAGACAGACACAAAUCCAGCAUCUGUGAAUCCCAAACUCACACUUGUGUUAAUUGGUGACACAAAUUCUGUUGAGUUUGGACCAAAAAACCUCUUAUUUGACAAUGAUAAGCAAAUACCUGUGCACCCGUUCUCAUCCAGAUUGUAUGAUUUGUGCGGUCGACAUGUCGCUGUCAAUAACAUGCUCGGCCUUCAAGACAUCGAACCGCACUCAUCAAUCACAGAGAUCAGUGCUUUUCUCUUAUUUCUACCAAAUGGUCUGCACACCAGACAUUAUCAUACAGGAGUGCAGUGGUUAGAAAAACAUUUUGGGAAAACAUCACUUGCUUUUUUAAUGACGAUUGUAACUCAUGAGUCAGAUGAAACAUAUGAAAGUGCUUUGACAGAUUUGAAGGCUAUUCCUACAACAAGAUGCCACACAUGUAUAAAAAGCAUGAGUGACCCAGAGGAGAUAACAGCUUUGUUGGAAAAAAUAGACAACAUGCUGACGGAAAACAACAACCAAUGUUUCACUGGACUUAUGUGUGAAGAAAAUGAAGAGCAGAAAGAAGACAAACUGGAGAACACAUUCCAAGAAGAAGGAAAGAUGAGCAGCUCAGUAUUUCAUCAAAAUCAAACAGAGGUACCUGAACGUGGGGCACAGGGGAGCUGUAGCAGUGUUCUUUCCUCCCAACAAGAAGGGCCCCCAACCCAGACUCCAAGCAACAGUUACAACACUAUGGUCAAAUCAGCAGUGGGAUACGUGGUGAGUCUGGUGUGGUCUCAAACAAAAACAGGAAAAACUGAAAGAAAAAAAGACUCAGAAGUACAGGAAAGUACAUCUGACACAAACACAAAGUGUGACCUUCAAAAUGCAGAAAAAAGUGCUGUCAUAACAGAAAAAGGAGAAAAACCUAAAAUCACAUCUCUAACAAAUGAACAAGAAAGUUUAAAUCUGGACAGAAACACAGAGAAGAUUUCUGUAGAAACCAUGUAGAAGGAGCAACGUCAAAGACAAACUGAAGCACUGCUGAGCAGACUUCACCUUCCACAUGAACACCAACAGAAGUUCACACCAGCACAGUUUUUGGAAAUAGGUCCACCUGUAAACCAGCACUGUGAAACAUCUGAGAAAGACCUAGCACAUGCUUUUCUUCAGAGGUUACUGAUGUUAGACUACAGAGCCAGAUACAUUUCUGUUAAAAAUUACAGCACUGAGGUGAGUGAGUCACAGCAGGUUGGAGGGUUUCAGUCUCAGAAAGGAAACAGUGACUUCCAAGCAUUUUUAAAGAGCAGCGUAAAGUCAGCUCAAGCAAAACAGACUCGUGUACAUCCAAUGGAUGUCCAAAUGGCAGUAUUUCACUGUUCAGACAGCUACCUCAGACAGACCAUAGUUACUAAACUGUCCCAGUGUCAGUAUGCGUUACCUUUGCUUGUGCCUGAUCCAGUCACUGCUGCUAUCGAGUGUCCUCUGUGGACAUUCAGACAAAUAAGAAAAAGCUGGAAAAAAACACAGUUAGAUGGAGAUUCAAACACUGUGACGAUGAACAGUUUGCCAAUCUACAAAGUUGAGACACCUUUAGUGUCUUUUGUACGACUUGGUUCAACAACACAGUCCAAAUCUGAGCUAAUGAACACUUUAAUUAAUGACCGCCACAGCACCUUCUUCCACAGGAACUCUUCAGGCAGCACAAAAUCUCGUUAUUUGAUGGAUGGUGUGGCAGAGAUUGCCUGGUAUUGUCCUGCUGGGAAACCCAAUGAUGCAUUCAAUGACUGCAUUGCCUUCUGUAAUCUUCAUGGAGAUGCUAUGAAGUUUGAAAAACAACGUGAAACAAUAAUCGAAAAGUCUUCAGUCACUGUAGUUCUUGUAUCCAGUGUGGAAGACAGUAACAGUAAUCUGCUAUCAGUGCUCUCAGCACUUUUUGAGUCUCAGAAGCCCCUCAUUUGUCUCUUUGUCAACGAUGAAUGUGAUUCAUUUGAAAUGAAAACGGGGAAAUAUAAAAUGGGCCUGAAAGACAGAAGCCAGUCCGAUGUGUUUGAAGAACUGAAAAUAAUGAUUGGAAACAUUUUGCGUGGACCACAUGUGUCCUUCCAGCUUGAAACCAUGGCCAAAGUCUCUGGAAUCAGGGUGGAUGAGGAUAAUAAAAUCUGCCAAAAAAAUAAAGAUGCCGCAACAAAAUUGAUGAAUUUGCUUCAGGGAAAGAAAAUCUCAGAGGUCAAAAAUAAAUUUCUGCCAUGUCAAGGCCAUCUGUUGCGUGAUUGGUGCAGAGUAAACAAAGAACAGCAUCAUCUUACUGGACAUGUUGAGGACCAGAAAUGUAAAAAUCAAGAAGAACUGAUGCAGAUACGACAAAAACAAUGUGAUGCCUCCUUUGGUGACCUCAUUAAACUGUUCACUGAAAGUCUUGAAUCUCUCACACCAGGAGAGAGAAAAUACUUCCUUAAAUGGACUCAAAUCCUAUUGGACGAUCUCUCCACUGAUGAAAUCUCUUUCCUUCUUCAAAUGUAUGAUGAUAAAUGGUCUGAGGUUUUGGUUUUGAAGAAGAAACAUGAUAAAUCCGAUCAGCUAAAUAUCAAACAAGCUCAGCUUGAGGAAAUAUCAGAAAAACUUCAGUCAGCUACAUUUGGUUUAGAGCACAUCAGAGAAAUGGGACAGAUCUAUGAAGCUCAUGCAUCUUGGCAGAAAACGCCAAACGGAAGCACUGAUUGGUCCAAGUACCCCGAGCUGGCUGCAGAACUCAUGAUAUCAGGACAACCAAUGGAGCUGAUGGAUGGUGAUGCAGGUCACGUGCCUUUAACAUGGAUCAAGAGCCUGUUUGAGGAAGUCAUCAAGAAACUGGGUGACAUCAGAAUUUUUGUUUUGUCAGUUCUGGGCAUCCAAAGCAGUGGAAAAUCAACAAUGUUGAACGCCAUGUUUGGAUUACAGUUUGCAGUAAGUGCUGGCAGGUGCACCAAGGGUGCCUUCAUGCAGCUGCUGAAGGUGUCAGAAGACAUGAAGAAAGACUUCAAGUUUGACUUUAUACUAGUGGUGGACACUGAAGGACUCCGUGCUCUUGAAUUGGCGGGCAGCAGCACUCUUCACCAUGACAAUGAACUGGCAACAUUUGUCAUUGGUCUGGCAAAUAUGACACUGAUCAAUAUCUUUGGAGAGAAUCCUGCUGAUAUGCAAGAUGUUCUGCAGAUUGUUGUUCAGGCUUUCAUGAGAAUGAAGAAAGUCAAACUGUCUCCGAGUUGUGUAUUUGUUCAUCAGAAUGUUACCGAUAUUUCAGCUGCAAAGAACAAUAUGGAAGGAAAAAGACGCCUCCAAGAAAAACUGGACCAAAUGGCCCAACUAGCUGCUAAGGAGGAGGGAUGCAACUCAGAGUGCUUCAGUGAUAUCAUUGCAUUUGAUGUUCAAAAAGAUGUGAAAUACUUUGCCCAACUGUGGGAGGGAAGUCCACCCAUGGCCCCUCCAAAUCCAGGUUACAGUGAGAGCAUCCAAGACCUGAAGAAGUUCAUCAUCUCAAAGGCCUCAGAUUCUGCUGGAAUGACUCUCUCAAACUUCAUAGGCAACGUUCAUGACCUGUGGGAUGCUCUACUGAAUGAAACCUUUGUUUUCAGCUUGAAAAAUACAUAUGAAAUUGCAGUAUACAGAAAGUUCGAGGUCCAGUAUGGGACCUGGACCUGGGCCUUGAGGAGCAACAUGCUGACUGUGGAGAACAAACUUUACAACAACAUUGAAAAUGGAAACCUUCAGAAAGUUGAGCUCAAUUUUCUUUAUAAAGAAAGUAACAAAACAUUUGAAGAAAUCCAAACUAAUAUGAAAACAUACUUCAGUGACAACAGAGACAAAGAAAUUUUGUCACGUUUUUUGAUUCCUUCGGAUUUAGCCCGGACUUCAACCUGUACCCAAAAGGUAUCCUACAGUAUUUGGAAAAUCAACGUGGGAUUACAAAUAUUUUCUAUCAUAAUAGAUAGCUACAACAUGAAAUGUCAGAUGUGUGCAGGCAACACUGUGUCUUUUAUUUAUCUAAAAGAGCCUGCGGGCUGUCCUACAAAGAUGUACUGUCUUUAUACACCCGCAACACUGUUAAGAACGACGAUAUGGUUUUUGAAUUUGUGAA